UCAUUGUUUUUUUUUAUUGUGUUUCUAUUUGUUUUUAAUUAUUUACAUGUCAUAUUCAUUUGACGCGGUGUUGUUUAGGUUAUGUUUAUGCAUUAUCAGUGAUCGUGCGUUGUGUAUGCUCUCCGGGGUUAGUAGUAGUUAAUUCUGUCAUGUUUAUUCAUUGUUAGCACCCAUAUUUUUCAAAAGUUUCUAUGAGUUUUAAAAUUUAAAACUUAUAAUUUUUUCCUCACUAACCAACUAAGUUCUGAAUCAAGACGGUAAUGCCACAUAGUUAUGCACCUUCAGUUAAUUUCUUAGCAAAUGUUUUGUAAAAGUAUUUACUAUGGCGUUUGAAUAGGUGUUUUGUUCAAUAUUUUUUAACUAGACAUAUUUUUAUCUUACUUACCUAUGCUUUUGUUAUUUAUUACCUAAAUUAAGUUAGGCGCAUUCCGAUAAAUGUCUGUAUCAAAGUAUUGCUACCGUACAGAAUGACAUUCAAAAUUAAGUUCUUUUUCUAAAAUAAAGUACAAAGAACAAUUUAUUCGAAAAUCCCUCAAAUCCUUAAUUUUAGGAGAAUUGUGUCAAAGUUUACAAGUUUUCAUUAAUAUGUCAUCUUUUAAGUUGGCAGUUCUUGCACCCCAUUGUGUAACAGCGUAGAAUGAUAAUCGUUGAGUUUUUCAAAGCUUUUAUUGGUGUAACGCUUACUUUGCGCCAAUUCACGUUUUUAAUUAAAACUUUGCUUCGAAGACGUUAAAAGUUGUGCGGUUAGAAAAAGUCCUUUCGUGGUCGCUUCAAUCUCAGAGGUGGGACAUGUAAAUAGUUAAAAACUUAAAAUAGUUUUUGGCCAUUCAUUGAUAGUUUGUUUCUUAUAAGUAUUAACUUAGGUGUUUUGAGUAUUCUGAACUUUAACAAUCAAAACAGUGAAAUGGAAGCUAAUUAUAGCAAAGAAAAUGGUUUACCAGAGAGCUUAAAAGAUUCUAUAAACAAUAUUGCGAAAAGAGAAAAUUUUAUAAGCUAUGAAAUCAUUUGCAAAAAUAUUUCACCUAAAGGCGGAAGUUAUAUGGGCGUAUUAUAUCAAGUGGACAUCAAAGGAAAAACAGCAGAAGGUGCUAAAGAAGUCAACAUCUUUGUUAAGAACAAAGUGGAAAAAGAUGAAAUGAAAAUUUAUUCCGUAUCCGAAGUCUUUCACAGAGAAAUGUUCACGUAUAAAGAGUUGUUAACACUAUUUGUAGAACUUCAAGACGAAGCCAAUAUCCCAGAAAUAGAAAGAUAUAACAUCGUGAAGUGUUACGAAGAAACUAAUUCAAGAUCGAUCAUUCUCGAAAACUUGGUUAAACAAGGCUUCAAAGUGUACAAUAGAAUGGAGACCAUAUCUGUGGAAUAUGCUAAGCUAUGUGUCCAGCAGCUUGCGAAAUUCCACGCGUUGUCCUUUGUCAUUCAAGAAAAACGCCCAAACUUUUUCAGGGAGAAAGUAGUUUCUUUGAACCAACCAUACGUUUUUGAAGAAGAUUGGUAUGGAUUUGUCAAAAAUAUUAGUUACUAUUCGAUCAGCUGUCUUGACCCUGAGGUGCAGAAGAGUUUUAAAGAAAAGAUUUUGAAGAAAGUGGAUGAUUAUCCGAAGUAUAUGAGUGAUGUCUCGGGUGUUAAAACGCUGUGCCAUGGAGAUUAUAAACACAACAAUAUCAUGGCUAAAGAAGUUGACGGGAAACUGGUGAAAGUUAUUCCAAUCGACUUCCAAAUUCUUCACUACGGUUGCCCAGUGCUGGACUUCGUGUACUUAAUCUUCAACGGAACAGACCAAGAAUUCAGAAGAAAACAUUUGUCAGCCUUAAAAACCCUAUACUAUCAAAGUGUGAAAGAUUUAUUAGAUUAUUUCAAAAUGGACAUUGAAAAGAUAUUUCCCGAAGCUGAAUUUGAGAAAGUUUUUAAAGAAAAGCUUGAUUUUGGUCUAAUGAUCAAUAUGUUUUAUGUCCCGUUCUUAUUUGCUAUUGAAGACGACGCACCCGAUGUCACAAAUCAGUCGUUAUCAUCUUUAUCAUUCAAAGUUGAUAGUAGAUUCACAGAGCGAUUGCGCGGCGUAGUCGAUGAUUUCAUAAACUGGGGAUACCUAUGAUAAUGUAAAUUUUGUAUAGUAUGAUUUUUUUUUAAAAUUAUGUAAACUUUCUGAAUAAUAUUAAAAUUUUCAUCCAAAACAAUGUAAUUAAAAUGAUAUGACAGCAUAAUUGUGAUAUCUACAGAUAUAUGUUUUUGAGGUCAUUGACACGUCAUAAAUGAGGACAAUAACCUUAAGAUUGGUAUCGAAGGUGAACUUUAUUACGGCAAGACGUCUCAAAUAAUUUCCUUUUUAUUAUCGUCUUGACUUUUGACGCGACAGCAAAA
Trichoplusia ni (cabbage looper) is the source of this 2358-nucleotide messenger RNA. RefSeq lists its product as uncharacterized. The coding region runs from base 905 to 2092 and encodes 395 amino acids. NCBI's taxonomy places the organism in Eukaryota, Metazoa, Arthropoda, Insecta, Lepidoptera, Noctuidae. The transcript has 2 exons. The record is from RefSeq and is a predicted model, not a curated record.